CAACGCUUGCCACGCAGGCAAAGAUUCAUCGACCAAUGACUGAAAGCUGGAAGGCGGGUCAGUGGAGUCACUGGUAGACACGUAGCUAAAUCAUCCUACGUAAGAAAAUGGACCUUCCACACCAUGGACACAGAGCGACUAAACCAAGAGCUCGCACAGGUCCGCCGGCUGGAGACCCCAUGCUUUUUGAUGAUACCAGCUCCGGAGGGCCUCCCAUGCCCAGUCAGGGCUACUACAAUUCAGGGUACAACAUGAGUGGACCCCCUGGUGGUGGUGGGGGUGGUGCUGGCGCUGGCGUGAACAAUUUAUUUGCUGAUCCGAUGGCCAAUGCUGCCAUGAUGUAUGGUUCCUCUAUUGCCAACCAGGGGAAGGAUAUUGUUAAUAAAGAGAUAGGCCGGUUUGUUUCCAUGAACAAGUUGAAGCACUUCUUCGCAGUGGACACCAAAUAUGUAAUCAAGAAACUGAUGCUCCUCAUGUUCCCCUAUACGCAUCAGGACUGGGAAGUGCGAUAUCACAGAGAUACUCCCCUGCCACCCCGACAUGAUGUGAAUGCUCCUGACCUCUACAUACCCUCAAUGGCUUUCAUCACCUACAUUUUGCUAGCUGGGAUGGCCCUUGGAAUCCAGAAAAGGUUCAGUCCGGAGGUGUUGGGCCUGUGUGCUAGCACUGCCCUGGUGUGGAUGGUCAUUGAGGUGUUGGCCAUGCUGUUGAGCUUGUACUUGCUUACUGUGCACUCUGAUCUUUCUACCUUUGAUCUCAUUGCUUACAGUGGAUACAAAUAUGUGGGGAUGAUCUUCACUGUCCUCUGUGGACUCCUCUUUGGCAGUGAUGGCUACUUUGUUGCUUUGGCAUGGAGUUCCUGUGCCCUCAUGUUUUUCAUAGUCCGCUCACUCAAGAUGAAGAUUCUUUCCUCGCUGUCCUCCGACUCCAUGGGUGCUGGAGCAAGCGCCAAGCCCCGCUUCCGCCUUUACAUCACCAUGGCAACUGCUGUUUUUCAGCCAAUCAUCAUUUACUGGCUCACCUCUCACCUGGUCAGGUGACCUGGUAGUGCCCAUCCAUCAGGGUCUGCUAGCAUGGAACUUUCAAUCACAUGUUGAUGACCUUUAGCAAACUUUAUGGAGUGUCAUUACUACACUUGCCUUUGGCCGUUGCACCAAAAUGGCCUGUAGAUAUUUGCUUGUUGUAGGUUGUUUGUUUUGGGGGCUGAAGUGUUCAUAAACUCCCUAAACAAACUCAGACUGAAUAUGGCAUGCAAGGCUAUGGACGAAUGGAUAGCUCAUUGAAAAAUAUCUUCAGAGUUAUGGGUUUUCACUUCAACAAAAAUGGACCUCUAAGAACCUUGUAAACGUUGUGCUUUGGGUGUCUAAUAGUCUAAACAGGCAGACAACCAAAAUGACCAAUGAACGAAUUUUAGGAGAAAGCUGUUUUGGCUAUAUCAAAUACGUAUCUAUAUUGCAAUGCCCUGGAUUACCAUUCUGUGCUGAAAUAUUGUGUAUGUUGUGAAGCACACACUUGUAUAACUCCUUUUGUAUUUAUCUGUGCUAUUGGAAGCAUGAACAGCAGUGUUUUUAUUUUUGUAGUAAAACAAAAACAAAAUGAGUGAAUUUUAACCACAAGCAGUUUAUACACGUGUUUUCAUUUCAGUCGAUGUGUGUGAGAUGAAAACUUGAAGUGAACCUAUUGAUGAGUAAUCCGAUGUGUUGGAUGUAAAGUAAAAAGCAUACAAAAAACCUGUGGAUCAUUGCUGUGUUCCU
Molecule: messenger RNA, 1754 nt
Organism: Sardina pilchardus (European sardine)
Lineage: Eukaryota; Metazoa; Chordata; Actinopteri; Clupeiformes; Clupeidae
Gene: yif1a
Product: Yip1 interacting factor homolog A (S. cerevisiae)
Exons: 9
Coding region: 108-1040 (310 amino acids)
Biological process (GO): endoplasmic reticulum to Golgi vesicle-mediated transport
Cellular component (GO): endoplasmic reticulum-Golgi intermediate compartment; endoplasmic reticulum membrane; Golgi membrane
Source: RefSeq, a predicted model, not a curated record